Molecule: messenger RNA, 7217 nt
Organism: Sciurus carolinensis (gray squirrel)
Lineage: Eukaryota; Metazoa; Chordata; Mammalia; Rodentia; Sciuridae
Gene: Cibar2
Product: CBY1 interacting BAR domain containing 2
Exons: 9
Coding region: 117-983 (288 amino acids)
Biological process (GO): cilium assembly
Cellular component (GO): ciliary transition zone; ciliary basal body
Source: RefSeq, a predicted model, not a curated record
CUGGAGCCCAGACCACAGAGCUGUGCCCAGGCCUGCCUGACUUCUCUUGGGUCUGAGGGACCCCUGGGGCCCUGUCCUUAUUUCCAUAGACCAGGACGGCAGGUGCCCCGGUCAGAAUGAACAUCACCCUCUCCAGGGACAGCCAGGUGAGAGUGAUGGAGAGCACAGUGGCCAACGCUGAGAGGUACUUUGGGCAGUUCUGCUCGCUGCUGGCUGCCUACACGCGCAAGACAGCCCGGCUGCGGGACAAGGCGGACCAGCUCGUCAAGCAGCUGGUGGACUUCGCCAACACCGAGAGCCCCGAGCUGCGGGCCACCCUGAGGGACUUCGCUGAGGACCUGGCCCAAGUGCAGGACUACCGGCAGGCGGAGGUCGAGAGGCUAGAGGCCAAGGUGGUCAUGCCCCUGAAGCUCUACGGCGCCCAGAUCAAGCAGACCCGGGCUGAGAUCAAGAAAUUCAAACGGGUCCAAAAAAAUGAGAUGAAACAACUGGAGAAACUGGAGAAGCUGAGGCAGAAGGUCCCCUCGGAUCGGCAGGUGAUCUCCCAGGCGGAGACCCAUGUGCAGAGGGCCUCGGUGGACGCCAGACGCACCACCCACCAGCUGGAGGAGACAGUGGACAACUUCCAGAGGCAGAAGCUGAGGGACCUUCAGAGGUUUUUUUUGGACUUUGUGACCAUCGAGAUGGUCUUCCACGCCAAGGCGGUGGAGGUGUAUUCCAGAGCCUUCCAGACCCUGGAAAACUACGACCUGGAGGGAGACCUGCAGGAUUUUAGGGCCAAGAUGCACGGGGCGCCAGGGCAUUGCCAGGCUCAGUCCCUCUCGGGUGCCAACCCCUCUCCAUGUGUCCCGUGGCCUCCGGCCAACCAGGACGCUCGGAGCACCGCACGGAGCCACAGAAAAGGAGAUGUGGAGAGCGAGCACUCUGUGGAGCAGUUCCCCCUGGAAGACCUCGGGGCACAGGAGCAGGGCCUCCGUCCGUAGGAAGAGAACUCCCAGGACAGGAGGGAGGACUGGGCUGGCGGGACCCUCGGGCAGCCCGGGUCCCCUGCACGCCGGGCUCUGAGGUCGGCUGCGGCACUGAGCCCAGGCACUGCAGUUCAGUGAACCCAGGAGCCUCCUGCCUGCAGGUCCGGGGACAGGUGUGCCUACACCUGCGCCGAUAUCGAAAGCACAGCAGACCCACGUCCUGGGACUGACCGGCCAGGGCCACGCCCGGGGUCGGGGCACCGAAGCAAUAGGACCUCGUCCUCCUGUUCUGGGAUGCGGGGGGCUGGGGGCUGGACCAUGAGCAGGAGCUUUCCAGCCCCUGUCCCACCUCUGCAGCCUGCCAGCCUCCCUUCGCCUUCCUCCGUUGUCACCUGUUGCCUGACGCCAGCCUUCGCCUCCAUGGGGCUGUGUGCAAAACUCCCCGUCACGCGGGUUUCGGGCUCGCCUGCUCCCGUGGGGCUCAUCCUGGUUGGCCGCAUCUGCGAGCACCCCAUUUCUAGGUCCAUCUAGCUCAGGACUUCAGUGUGCCAGCUUCGGGGAGACACAGUUCAGACCAUGACACACCAACAUGGUGUCUAGGGGUGACCUGGGGACCAUGGCACCUCAUGGAAGUCUGUGGGGCCUCGGGGACGAGGGAAGAGGUGGAGGUCCUUGACACUCUCCAGGGCAGCCAGGGCACCUGCUCCUCCCUGAGUGGCGUGGCUGGCGGAGACGGGGCGUCGUUCAAGACACCCCGUCCCAAGGUCGGAGUCCACGCUGCACACUCACGUGGGAGGUCUCUGUCCUUGAGUGCCUGGGUCGGCGCGUGGAAAGGGCGAGCGGAGCCUGAAGCCAUGGACACGCUCCCCCAGUCCAUACCUCACCCCGGAGCCACUGCCCUGCUGGGUCCCAGCAUCUCAAAGCUGGGCAGGGUCGAGUUUCCAGAGUCACCCUGUGGGACCGGCCAAAGUUUCAGACAGGCUAAAUCUCCCACAGGGAUGUGGAACAGGAAGGAAGUGACUCUCCACCGGUGUCCCGGCUGCCUCUUAGUGCUGUGAGGGGCCACCAGGCUGUCAGGGUCACUGUACCCCGAGUGGCCCGGGGCCCCCAAGACGUUGGCUGGGAGCUGCCCUCCCCACGGCGCCUCCAGCUGGCCUCCUGGGUAACGCACCCCAAGCUGAACAGCACUGGGUUCUGCCUCAUGUGGGUGCCAUGCUUUUCUCACCCUGCACCUCUUUCUCCGGAAUCGCCAUGGGCUCAGCGCCAUCACCACAGUGAGUUUUAUUACCAGUGACCCAGCUGCUGGACACCUGCAGGGACGGUCCCCGACUCACCCAGCAGGACGCUCACUCCCAGGUGACUGUGACCUCCCAGCUGUUCAUGGAGCAGAAGAGAUAUCAAACAUGCAAGCUUUUGCAUUUUACUUAGCGUGUAGGAACGUUCUGGGCUACGUUUUACCUAUACUUCACGUUGUAUGUACAGACGUGUGCACACACACCCACACACGCUCACUUCUUUAACCUCAGCUUGUCCCGACUGCACUCAUGGUUUCUGAAGGAAGAGGCUGCUCUGGUCCUCUGUGGUCCAGGAGCUGAGCAGCGCCUGGCAUGCCGUAGGUGCCCACUAAUGGAAGCUGGCUGAGCAGGGCCUCCGCCUUCCCCUCUGGCCCCAGCUGCCUGAGAGGCCCAUUGUUCCUAGGUGCAGCUUGGACAGUCGCCAAGAGCUGCCUUGUCACUGUCUCCUUGGGUGGUCACUUGGAAAGCAGCAAUAGAGUUUCGAGAUUCUUUUCUUCGGGCCGGGCAGGGACGGGACGUGGCCCUGUGCGUCUCGGUCCUCGAAGGCCCGUCCUGCCCUGCAUGCUCUGGGGUUUUCUCUCCUGGUGGCUGAGGACAGACGCCUCCCCCAUUCCCAGAGCAAUAUAUCGGGUUUCUGCCUACUUUGUCCCCUCCCAAGACAUUAGGGUGACUGUAAACAAAACUCUUGCCCCGCUUCGGCAGAGACGAGGGUCUUCUCAAGGGGCCGCCUGCCCCGGAGCUGGCGCUGCCUGCGGAGAGGGUGGGUGCUGGGAAAGUGGGAAGCUCGGGUGGGCCCGGGGCGAGGCCACGGCUCAGCAGAGGAGCGCGCCUGGAAGCUCGCGCGCUCUUGCAUGCAUUCAGUUUUGUGGAUUUUGAAUGGUUAAUGUACCCCAUAAACAAGACAGAAACACUGGCCGAGGAGCCUCUGGGUUCACUUCUGCUGGGGGUGGGGUUAGGCAGCGACAAGCUCAGCUCUGCCCUGGGCCCAGCACCCUCCGUUCUCUCAGGAUGGGGCACCGGGGACUUUCUCCUUCUGUGUGCAGAUGGAGACACCCAGGCUCCAGGAAGGUCUGGCUGAGGGCACAGGGUCUGCUAUGGGGCACACAUGGCCCCUCCCACCCACCGGUCCUGCCCAUGCUCUGGCCCUUCAGAGGCGCCCCUUUCCCCUGCUGCAUGGGAUCCCACACCCCCCAGGCCUGGAGCCCCCGCUGGCCAGGCCCUCCCCCCAAACUCGGCAGAGAGAGGUCAGUGGGGAUGCAGAGGGCAGCUCCCCCAGUGCCACUUGGGGGGUCCUGCCCUCCAGAGCACCAAGGGGAGCUGCUCCUGUCCCUGACUGGAGUUCCCUGUGGCCGGCUGCACUCCCUGACCCAGGUCACCCGCCCACCUGCUAGGCCACGGGGAGUCCGAGCUGCGUCUCAGCCCCGCUGGAAGGGAUGCAGGGCAGACUUGUGCUAGAGGUGCAGGGUCAGGGUCUGCCUGCUGCCCCAAAGGCAAGAGACAGCUGGCAGGGCUCAGGGACAGUGGGAUUAGGAGUCCCCUCCACGGGAGGCCGUACCCAGGGCCCAGCUGGGGUCCAGUCCUUCGUUCUCUAACACUGACCCCAAGUGGCCAAGCCGUGCAUCAGGAGGGAAGCUGGGACCCAGAUCAUGCAAGGCCAGUGCUCCCCCUAAGCUCCGCCCGAGGCCUCUGACGUAACCUGGAAGACGGCAGAUGCAGCGAAAAGUCCUCCUGCACGCGUUACUACAGACGUAAUCAGACCUUUUCUAAAAAGAUAAUUUAUUUCAGUUUCCACCUCUGACAAUCCAAGGUGCAAUAUAUACAUAUAGAUUUUUUUUCUUCACAGGAAACAGUUUCCAUCUUAGCACUGCUUUGAGAUCUUCGACCCUGAAAUUUUCUCAAGCUUAAAAUAUACUUUGAGGACGUCACCUACAGGGACACAAGGUUGCUUAACUGUAACACAUAAAUCACUGGCAUCACUGGGGCCACCAGAAAGGCCAUGUUUGGAGGCGAGGAUGGCAAGUGUGGGUCCAGGACAGACUGGGGAAGGGACAGAGGGUGCAGGAUGGCCACCAUGUAGGUUCCAGCAGCAGCAUAGGGUGCAGCAGGGCCGUGGGGAGCUGUGUCCUGACACCCGCAGCUCUAAGGGGACACACACUGUCCAAGUGGCUUCCUAGUGGUGGAGUGUUUGACGCAGCCUUCUCAGGUCCCUCACUGACGCUGAAGGAACAGUCCCCAGCAAGUGUGCUGGACUCUGCCCCAGGAGUGCCCUGAGCUGCACUGUCCCCUGCAGGGGAGGGCUGGGGUGCCCACACUGCCAGAGCCCCGUCCAGGCCAGCCUUCCUUCCCCACCACUGAGACCCCCGUCUCUUCCUCUGGAGCACAUUACCUAGGAGCGAGGGGGAGCAGACGUGCAUCUAGAGGAGUGCCAAGGGACGCUGCGCGAGCUGAAUGGAGGCCAGCAUAGGACAGGCCUGGUCACCAGCAGUGGGCAGGCUGACCCCCCCUGAGGUCCUGAGAUUCAUCUUCCCUAGGGGGUCUGUGACACACAGGUCUGGAGACACAAGGGGAGCCAGAGCGCAGAACGAAGCCCACUCCCAAGCCUGCGGUGUGAACGGCUCUAGGGGGAGUGUGCCCACUGUGCGCGCCGUCCUGCAGGAGCGUGCCCACCGCGCGCACCGUCCUGGGUGACCAUCCAUCUGCUCCCUGACCAGCCAACGCCCUCUGUUCAGGCCCGCGGUGGUGAGGACAGACAGGACAGACUGCCGGACACCUAGGCACUGCCCACCACGUCCAGCCACUGUGGCUUCCGGGACCAAAAGCUCUUCAAGGAGAACGGGUUCUGAGGACUGUGCCCUGGGGAGGAUCCCUGGACUCGCGGGGGAUGGUCGAGUGGGUGAGGAGUGAGUCGGGGCUGCAGAGACUCCGGAGGCCAGGCUGGCCCCCCGCCUUCUCCCUUCUGCAAGGGGGUCUCUGACUUUGACGUGCCCAGCCCCCCACUGUUUGUGGCAAGGCCCUGGACUCCCGGCUGCCCCACAGGUAACUGGUGUAAAGCUGACCAAACCACCCGGCCCACCUGGAUCCUCCUUAACUAGAGAGCCAACUGGUCAGUGUGGCCGAGGAGGUGGGGUAGGCAGCUCAGGGCCCCUGUUUGGCUGGAGCCUUUUACUCCCCUUUACAGGAUGAGGCCUGGUUCCGCCCACAGGAACCUGGAACCGCAGGUUCUCAGUGGUGGGGGACGCACAGGGCCAGCCACGGAGCAGACCCCACAGCUGCAGCCCCCCACCCUGUGAGUCGCUCUGCCAUCCAGGCAGCUGCAGAAUCAGCCCUGCUUCCUCUCAGGGCAGGGAAGAGAGCAGGCAGACGAGACUGGCUCUGGACUGGCCUCGGGUCCGAGCGGUGGCCUGGUUCUAGCCCCUGCAUGCUGUGGACUGAGGUGAACAUCCGGUGCUGGUGCACCGCCCUGGUCACCUGGGUCCCUGGUCCCCGUGACUCUGAGCGCCUCGCCUCUUCUGCUGGCACAGGAGCGCACUGGCCUGCCGCCCCAACCUGACAGACAACCCCAGCCAUCAGAACUCGGUCCAGCCUCCCAAACACCAGGCACUGCCAACACAGGGGACUUGCGGCCAUCGCCCCACCGCCCUGCUUCCAAGGCAGGGGCUUCAUCUGCGAGAGAGCACAGUUUUGGUUCCCUAGGAGCCACGCGGCCCUGACGGUCAGACGGCUGAAAGUCUGAGUGCUGUGGCUAAUGACAGGCCCUCCAGGCUCCCGGCUGCGGGCACACGGCCUCCCAGGACUGGAAGCUCCUCUUGGGAAGCGGGAGGCCCCCCUGCACUCGUCUGCAGCAUCUGGGGGCACAGCAGGGACGCCAGAGUCACACGCAAGUCAUCCCAGGUGCCCAGCCAGGGCCCAGCUCAGGUCUGCUUGGCCAGGCCCUGGGGAGGAGACUCGGGAAGAGAGGGGCCCUCAGGGGGCAGGUGGGGGCCCUCUGGUCACACCAAACUGCUUCCUGGAGACACUGGCCAGGGCACCUGAAAGUGAACUGCCCACCAAAGCCAGCUGUCAGCAGGGGACGCAAGGAGACCCCAAGGGACUCUGCUUCUCUCGUGUGGCACCCUGGAGGGCCACCACGUCCCCGGAGGCCAGCUCUGUCCCUGGUGGUGCUGUCUGGGCUGAACCCAGCAGGUGACGCUGUUCGGGUCAGACUCGCCCUGGCUCGAGCCAGGUCUGUGAGCAAGGAGCGAGGGAAGAGGCCCCACCCACUUUUCCCUCCUCAGGCUGCCGUGGGGACAGUGCGGGUGCUUCUGAAGCCAGGGGUCUGGAAAGCCAGGAGGGGCCACAGCUGCACACAGGUGGGCGUCGCAGACGCCGCGAAGUCAAUGCGUUUCAACUGACUCAGGUGAGAAUGUGGGAUAGAGCCGGAGAGGCCUCCUGGUCACCCUGUGGGCCUACGGCCGCUCCAGGGCAGCUUGGCGAUGGCAGGCAACAGCAGGUGACUGAGGGCCGUCAGGAGGGCGUGUCACAGGAGGCUGACGCUGGAGCCAGGAGGGGCAUACUUUCUAAUUUGACAUUUUCCAGAGCCAACAGAGACACGCAUGGUCACUGGGACCAGCCUGCAUGAUCUGUCCAGCCCCUGGCAGUCUGGCCGAAGUCUCCCCCUGGAGUCCGCACACCCAGCUUUCCCACCUCCUGGCCAAAAGCACACGGGGACGCACACCAUGCUGUCUGCCAUUGUCACCUGACGUCAGGACACACUCGAUGUCAGCUCAAGCCUUCAUGAUCCACUCUGGAACAUUCAGGCAUGUGCUCCUGCAGGGAGGCUUCUGGGCACUGGCUGGGUGACCAUCGGGUGGGGUCUGUUGUGCCCGUGGCCCAGUCUGUACUCUGAGGGCUGAUGAGGGAAGAGGGGCUCAGAGUUAAAGGAAGACCCCAUGGCUGAUUUCAAGGUCCAUAGCCA